Schistosoma spindalis is the source of this 2012-nucleotide messenger RNA. The record is from the annotation of a GenBank genome assembly. Lineage: Eukaryota; Metazoa; Platyhelminthes; Trematoda; Strigeidida; Schistosomatidae.
GUAGUACUAGCUGGAGACUUGAAUGCUCAGGUCGGGCGUAAUUUGAUUAAUGUUCAUUUUAUGUUCCAAACUUAUUAUUAUUAUUAUCAUUACACUUGAUAACCUUUUUGAGGAAUUUAUUCAAUAUCCACCCCUAAAUCCACAUAUUAUUUUACAUAUUACGCAAUUUCCGAUUUUUAUUCCAUUAUUUUCUCUCUCACCCCAUGUUGACCAUAUUUAUUCUGAUUAUUUAUCGCACCAUUUCAUUUCGCUUAUAAACUGAUUCAAGUUAGCACUUCAUAUUAGUCAGCUCCAACAUUAGCGAUCUGAUUUGGUUUUAUAUAACAAACAACAAUUCUUAAUUUACAUACUACAAUUUCCAAAUGAUGUACUCUGCCUUAAAUUUGGCCAAUUCUAUGGAUUAUUAAUUUGAAUUUAUAAUUGUAGAACCUGAUGAGAAAUUAUUGAAAAGAAGAUUCUUCGUCCAUAUAAUUGUGUUUUAAUAUAAUGGGAAUUUUCCAGCGAGUUGUUUAGGAUACUUUAUUAAGAUGAUAAAGGUAAUUUCUUGUCAAAGUACCAGUCCUGUUUGGCUUAUGUUUUUAGUUUCUAAAAAUCGAAUGUUAGUCCUCGGUCUUUAGAUUUACUUGUAUACAAAAUGUAUGUUAUUGAGGUUCCAGCACAUUUAAUACUCGUCUUAUAAAUUCACAUCAUUUAGUUUGCAGUAUUUUUAGAUCCACAUUUUUAACCCGAAAGUCGAGCACUUGUGACCGUAACCUUCGUCUCAACCUCGCUAUUGUGACACAUAGUGAAGUAGUUCUUAUGUCUAAAGAAAUUGAUUUACAUCUAGCAUUUAAUAUCUAUUCUUUACACAUAAGAAAAUAUCGUCUAUACACCAGAUAAUUCUUACCAAACGUGUAUUGAGCCCUGGAUUCAAAAUACUCCUAACUGUCCGGUGGACCGUAAACCGAUUCCAAAAGCAUCAAUGCAUCAUGAUUUCAUUGUAGAAAAUAUAAUAGGUGAUUAUAUGGAUAUCUCAAGAUGUUGACUUUCUAUGGGAAAGACGUUACUGCCACUACAUCCCGAUAUGGUUAGCAGUGCGACUUCGUACUUUAUCCUCAGACUAAAUCCAACUGUAUUAGGAUUUGCCAUAUUUUCGCCAACUAAAUAGUCUAAUGUUUGUGUCAAUGAGCAGUUUUUGUUUUCAGUAAGUUGUUUAUACUGUUUUAAAUUGUUGCAACGAUAAACUUGAAUCCAGUACAUUUGCUAUGGAUUCAGUGAUAACAAUAUUUGUUUUUCAUUUUACUAUUCAUUUUUGCAAUACAUUAAUUUUCCCUUCAGGUCGCAUGUCCUUGGCGUGCACUUGGAUGUGAUUUUAUUGGACAGUUAUCCCUUUUACCUGGUCAUAAGAAAACAUGUGUCAUGAAUCCAAGUACUAUGCCUCCAGCUCUACGUGCUCAUACCUCAGCUUCCUUAAAUGUUAAUAGCAAUCAAUCUCUAGAUAUGAAAUCUUGUAAUAAUAAUCAACAGUCGUCAGUAAAAGUUAGUUUUGUGUUUCAGUCACAACUUCCUUUGAAUACAAUUACAACGACAGAGAGAAAUAUUGAUGGCGAUCAGUGUCUUAAUAUUCAUAGUAUUGGGUCAAGAAAUGGCUCAGGUUCCUACGAUGAUGCUCAUGAAGAAAGUCUUAUACUUGUUAGUGAUGAUGAAGCUAAUUUACCGCCUGCUCCACCACCCAGUCUUUUAUUCCGACUAUACCAUAAUUCUGAUGCGAAUAGUCGUGGUUUAUUAUGUGAUUUUAUACAAAAUGGUUCAAAUACUACAACUCAGUCCUCUAGUAUUAACAAUAAAACCAAGAAUAGCCCUAAUAAACGAAGACGUAAAAAUUAAACUUGAAUUCAAUACUGUUCCGGUCGAUUUCCCAAAGCAUUUCAAACUAGUGUUUAAACUUUUGCUUAAUAUGUACAUUUGUAAACACAAAUAUCCGAAAUGUUUUCUUUGGAAUGUUGUUUAAAAGACAUUAAUUGUUGUUUCAG